AAACAUUAUCCUUGUACUUUUUUUUUUCUGGCCCUGACUGUUUGUAUACUCUGCAAUUUUUAAAAUUAAAAAUUAAUUUUCUCUUUCAAUUCCGUACUACUUUUACAAAUCUUUUCCUCUGCCUAUAUAAAGCGGUGUUUGUUUUAAGGGUAAAAAUUCAGAAACACAUAUACAUAUUACAUUCUACCCAUUUCCUCUCUCAUCAAACUUUUGAUUUUCUUCUGUUUAAGAUAAGCUUUAAUUCUUGUAUGGCAGCCAAUUCGAGUUGUCACCGAGUCAGUAGCUUUGGUAAACAAUUCGUGACUCAUAUCGUCACUCAGUCUCCUCCAACUCGCUCUCUUUCUGCUGUUGCUCCUGCUUUUAGGAGGUUGCUGCAUGGUUCAGUAUAUGACAAGAACAUCGAUGAUCAUGUCCGCCCAGUGGUAGUACCAGAUGAGUUGAUCCAGCCUCAGUCGGAAAAGUACUGGGCUCCAAAUCCUAACACCGGAGUUUUUGGGCCUGAUGCUGAGCAAAAUGCAGCGGCUAGAGCCAUGGGACGUGGCUUUUACAUGUCUCCAUCGGAUGGUGGCACCGAGUCUGUUCUCGAGCAGAAGGCUUUUUUCCGUCCUCUUGAGGACUUGGAGAAGCCGCAACACCCUUGAUACCUUAACGAUGACGAAGCCGCCCUAGUUAAUCAAUAUGAUAAUAUUAUGCAUUACUGUAUAUUUUUGAGCUAGAGGCAGGCUAGAAUACCAAGUUUUAGUUUAUGGUUGUAGUAAAAUUCAGGCCGUGGCGCUGUAAUAAUGACUUGAGUCAUGUUCAUAAAGCUUGUGUGAUUGUGAAUUUUGGCUUGAAAGAUCAGUGUGGAAGUUUAAUGCUAGCAUGUAUGUGUUAUUUGAUACCAUGCCUUCUGCUAAUAUACAUAAUUAAAUAACAAAUUAUCAA
Molecule: messenger RNA, 924 nt
Organism: Amaranthus tricolor (Joseph's coat)
Lineage: Eukaryota; Viridiplantae; Streptophyta; Magnoliopsida; Caryophyllales; Amaranthaceae
Product: late embryogenesis abundant protein At5g17165-like
Exons: 2
Coding region: 249-641 (130 amino acids)
Source: RefSeq, a predicted model, not a curated record